Naumovozyma castellii is the source of this 1566-nucleotide messenger RNA. RefSeq names its product Phd1p (gene PHD1). Bases 1 to 1566 code for a protein of 521 amino acids. The transcript has a single exon. The record is from RefSeq and is a predicted model, not a curated record. NCBI's taxonomy places the organism in Eukaryota, Fungi, Ascomycota, Saccharomycetes, Saccharomycetales, Saccharomycetaceae.
AUGGAGUCUCAGAAAGGUCAAACUUCCCAGGAAACAAACGAGGAUGAUAAACCAUCGAUUCAGUUAUCUACGCAAGCUCAAACGCAGAUGAAAUCAGCGAUGUUGUUCCCCACCAUUAAUAACCAACGUCCACAAGUUGCUCUCCCUCAAUAUGAUAACGCUGAACAAUGGCGAUAUCCUCAACCAUAUCAUCAACCAUACAUCGUUAAUAUGCCCAUAAACUCAACAGGGUACCCAGUUUAUGGCUACUAUCCACCUCAAUCACAAAUUUCAGCCACUCAAAAUUACCAAUUACCACAGCAGUAUUAUUACUAUAAUCCAGUAAUUCAAUCGACUUCACCUUCUCCAUCUUUGGUACAAUCUCAGAUUAUGCAAGCACAACCACCACCACCACCACAACAACAGCAACAACAAGCACAGCCUCCACAACAACGACAGUCACUACCAAUUUAUGGUAGCGCACCAACUACUCAACUAGUGACUUCCAACUCUAUAUCCCUCUCUGAACUACCAGAAUUGAGAAAUAGAGUGACUAAUUUAACGGAACCAUUUAUUCCAGUAGAAAAGCCCGAUCAGAGUAAAGAUGGAACCAAUGAUUCAUUAGAAGUUAAGAAACAUAUCCCAAGAGUCAUUACUACAAUGUGGGAGGAUGAAAGAACUCUUUGUUAUCAAGUGGAAUGUAACGGUGUCGCUGUCGUUAGAAGAGCUGAUAAUGAUAUGAUUAACGGUACGAAAUUACUUAAUGUGACAAAGAUGACCCGAGGAAGAAGAGACGGGAUACUGAGGGCAGAAAAGGUAAGAAGCGUCAUCAAGAUUGGGUCCAUGCAUUUGAAAGGUGUAUGGAUUCCCUUUGAUAGAGCUUUAAUGAUGGCUAAGAGGGAGAAAAUUGUGGAUUUGUUGUACCCGCUAUUUGUAAAGGAUAUUAAUUCUAUCUUGAGUCAAUUACCGCAACUUUCGCAAAGGGAAUCAAUGGUAUUAAUGAAUGGGUUCGUUACCCAGGUUACUCCUCAACCGCAACCACUUAUAGAAACACCAAUCCCAAAUACCAUUAAUAUCAAUGCCAAUAGCAAUAAUAACAACACUACUAAUUUGGAGGACCGUCAACUUUAUCAACCGGUUCGCAUGACCGAAAAUAUCCACCCUUCCAUGGCCACAUUACAGACACCAAGCCCUGCUCCAAUAUACCAACGCUAUACUAACUCACCUCCAUUAAUAAAUCCAAAUAAUAAUGUAAAACAACUACCCGUAUUGCCAAAUAUAACGAGAAGUUAUUCUCCACCAAUUGGUCCAGAGGUAAGAACUAUUAAUAAUGAUCACAUUAUUUUAACGAGUACAGCAUCAAGUGCAAGUGCAAGUGCAAGUGCAAAUACCACUGCUACUACACUUCCUCACCUUUCCAAUAUUGUCCCACCACAACAUAUAGACGACUCUCCAGGGAACAAUGGAUUAAAAUAUGAUGGAAAGAAAACUUUGCUCCCGAGAUUGGAGGUGAACAAGAUAAGUGUAGAACUUGAAAGCACGACACCUAAAAAUUCAACGGCACCAUCUACAGAUGUGCAAAAUUAA